AUGAUACGAGCUAGAAUAUUCUUACAGGAUUUGCGGAAACAGCAGUUGAAAUGGGAUGAUCUACUUUCAGUUCCUUUAUUAGAACAGUGGAAUGAGUUGUCCAAAGAGAAAAGUCUCAGUAUUUCCUUCUCCAGAAGCACUAAUCUGGAGAAAGCGGAUUAUCUCCACAUUUUCUGUGAUGCUAGCAUAACAGCUUAUGGUUGUGUGGCCUAUCGAGCAAGUGGUAAAACUUCGUCUCUGAUUAUUGCAAAGGGGAGAGUAGCACCCAUUAAAGAGUUGACUGUACCUAAAUUAGAAUUAAUGGCUUUGUUGUUAGGUGCAAGAUUGUGUGAAUUUAUAGUUGAAACUUUUGAAGAAAAUAAAUUUGAGAAAAUAAUAGUUUGGUCUGAGAGUAAAGUUGCCCUGGGAUGGUUAGUGACAAAGAAUAAUUUGCCAGUAUUUGUGAAAAAUAGAGUAAUGGAAAUUAACUCUAUAACCGCGGGGAUCGUCUUUUCUUACGUCCCAUCUUCAGAAAACCCUAGUGACUGGAUUACUAGAGGAAAAAGGACAGACAAAGUAAGAAAUAACUCCUUUUGGUGGGAGGGACCUCCCUGGUUAAAAUCAGAAAACCACACCUAUCCUAUUGACAGGACAUGGGUGAAAGAAGCACAAACACAGGAUGAAGUUAUUCAGGUCCAUCUUGUAGGGAACAGUGAAAAAACCCAUCUGCUGACCUGGGAAAGAUUUAGUAGAGUGGAUAAAUUUUGUAAAACUAUAGCUUGGAUAAUGCAAUUUAUUCACAAUUGCAAAUCAACUGGCCGUAGAAAAAUUGGAAGUUUAACGCUGGAAGAACUUCAACAAGCUAAAAAUAAAAUGAUUAUCCUCUUACAAAAGGAAUACUUUCCGGAAGAAUAUAAAGCUUUGGAAAAGGGGGAUAAAGUUUCAAAAUUGACCUUAUUAGCCUGA
Molecule: messenger RNA, 945 nt
Organism: Macrobrachium nipponense
Lineage: Eukaryota; Metazoa; Arthropoda; Malacostraca; Decapoda; Palaemonidae
Exons: 1
Coding region: 1-945 (314 amino acids)
Source: RefSeq, a predicted model, not a curated record